Molecule: messenger RNA, 3915 nt
Organism: Cladophialophora psammophila CBS 110553
Lineage: Eukaryota; Fungi; Ascomycota; Eurotiomycetes; Chaetothyriales; Herpotrichiellaceae
Exons: 1
Coding region: 1-3915 (1304 amino acids)
Molecular function (GO): protein binding
Source: RefSeq, a predicted model, not a curated record
AUGGACGGCGUCUCCGUCGCCAGCAGCAUUGCUGGUCUUGUCACCCUGGCUUUGCAGGUCAGCGCCACCAUAGCAAUCUAUGUCAAUUCCAUCAAGGAACGCUCCAACACCGUCAGGGAGUUGCAUGAUGAACUUCUACUGCUGGGCGAAGUUCUUGGUGGACUUCGAGAGUUUUUGGAGAGCGAAAAAGUAAAAGGUCGGGUUCUCGAUACCCAAUCAGUCCUCUCCAGGGCCGUCAGAGACUGCCGGCAAAGGAUGGAACGCAUUGGUGACAGACUGAAACCCUCGGAUGGUGGGAAAGUUGCCCGCGCUAUUGACCAUCUGAGAUGGCCUUUCGAGCAGAGGGAAGUCAUGCAGAUGGUGGAGAAUCUACGACGAUAUACUCAGACCUUUCAAUUCGCUUUCACGAUCGAAGGGUUCAAUCUGCUAUCCAAGACCUCUGAAGAUGCAACAAAAGGCUUGCAGGAAAUGCUCCUUAUUUCGAAGAAGAUGAGCGAAUUGUCAGCUCAGAUGGGUCGGUCCGCUGACGAGUCUUCCAAACUGGCUGUUCAACUCGAGGGAAUCAUCACCCUUGUACCGAUCCUCGCAAGAACAGCCGUCGAUGUCAAUGAGAUUUCUCAAGCCACAAGACUGGCUGAAUUGAGGGAGCAAGAAAGGCGCACGACUGAUAUUUUGGACUGGUUGGCACCUUUGUCAUCCCUGCACAAGCAUCGUGAUUUGCAAGUGCGACGCGCCGAAGGCACGGGCCGGUGGUUCCUUGAACAUCCUGACUUUCUUCAUUGGGCUGGCGACAACAAUUCCAAGAACGAUCUCCUUUGUGUUGGAGGUCCCGGGGCUGGCAAAUCUGUCCUAUGCUCUCAUGCCAUCGAUUAUCUGCGUGCCAAAUUCAAGGAUCGCGACGUUGCCAUAGCCUUCUAUUACUACGACUACUCAGAUCAACAGUCGCAGAAUCCGUCCAACUUUGCGAGAUCGCUGUUGCGGCAACUCGGCUCCCAUGGCGACAUUGUCCCUUCUGCUGUUGCCGAGUUUUAUCAACGCACAAGGAACGCCGUCAAAGACCAAACUUGGUUUCAUGACUUGCUGAGGAUUACCCGUCGCGUUGUGGCAACAUUUAGUCAGUGUUUCAUCAUAGUUGACGCCCUUGACGAAGCCGACGUUCAAAGCCAACGUUCAGGGUUUUUUGAAGUCAUUGAUGCCAUUAGAAGUUCUGGAGGAAGCACGGUAAAAGUGCUAGCCACUUUGAGGCCACAUAUUCUCGAUCUCUUGGCCAAGUUCCAUGAACCUGCGACAAUCGAUAUUCUAGCGAACCCUGGGGAUAUUCGACAAUUCCUUGUUCAGGCGAUCAAAGACCAGCCAGAGUCUGAGUACUUGAUGGAUGACAAGUUGCAGGAACGUGUUCUCAAUACGUUGUGCGAGAACGCAAAUGGUAUGUUCUUGCUACCGGCGCUUCAGAUAAAGACAAUUCUCGACCAGAUCACCAGGGCAGACGUCAAACGAACACUACUCCAUCUCUCAACCGAUUUGACUCAGGCCUUCCAGUCAACUGUCCAGAGAAUUUCUACACUGCCUACUGCUAGACGCGAUCUUGCGUUCAAAACAUUGAUGUGGCUAUCUCACGUUCGGAGACCUCUGACUGUGCGGGAAUUGCAGCAUGCCAUGGCAUUGCGGCUUGAAGAUUGUGAUCUUGAUAGGGACAACUUUCCCUCAGUGAGGACGAUUAUAGACUGCUGUUGCGGCCUAGUCGAGGUGGACUAUGAAAGCUCGAUUAUACGUUUAGUACAUCACUCACUUGAAGAAUAUCUGCGCGAUCAUGACCACGGUCUCUUCAACGAUGCCAACCUCAUCAUCACCAGGACGUGUCUCAAAUACAUGAUGCUUGGUUCAAUGAGGGACCUACCAUACAAGAAACGAACAGAUUUCGUGACGGCACUGGAAGAUGUUGCAUUCCUGCAGUAUGCAGCGCUUGAAUGGGGUCACCAUGCGUACGGUGUGCCUGCCGAGAAGAUCAAAGACCUGGCCAUUCCAUUACUUUCCGACAGCGCCUGCUUGAAUACCAUCGCCCGUGUCCGAGAUUUGUGGACUCCUGACGUCCGGGGGUGGAACGGCAAAGCCUGGGCGUGGGCCUAUUCCGGGGGAGCUGGGAUCUCGUUGGCGGCAGCAUUUGGACUCACCGAGCUCCUAAAGAUCUUGAUCGCCGCAAAUCAAUAUAACUUGCGUCUCGAUGCGCGCAACAUGUACGGAAGCACAGCUCUGCACGAGGCGGCUUUCUUCGGCCACCAGCAGGUAGCCGAAGUUCUGAUUGAAAACGGCGCUAAUCUCCUGGACACGAACUACGGUCAGAGCACUCCGUUAUACCUUGCAGUUUCCUAUGGGCAGCUCGAAAUGGUCAAACUACUUCUCAGGCACGGACGAGACCAGCUCGACUGCCCCGGGCCCAAGGGUCUUACAGCCUUGCACAAGGCCGUCGAGCAAGGAGACGAAGAAAUGGUCACCACACUCCUCCAAGCAGGGGCAUUGGUAGGUGCCACCGACAACCAGGGAACAACUGCUCUGCACGUUGCUGCUAUUCGUGGCCACCUCUCCAUCGCCAAAUUGCUGGUGCUUGCUGGUGCUGUCGUUCACGUUAAGGACAAGGAACGCCUCUGUCCCCUCGACUAUGCCGCCACAGGUGGCUUCACUGACGUGGUUGCAUUUCUGCUCGAGAACGGAGGGAGCAUGUUUCAUAAAGGCAGGGAACUAUGGACUCCACUGCACCGUGCUGCUCGAGGCGGGCAUACGGAAACGGUUGCAUUCUUUCUGAAGCGAGGCGCGAACGUGAUGGUGGCCGAUUUCAAGGACAACAUCCCUUUACAUCUGGCAGUCCGCUCGGGCAAAAUAGAGACUGCGAGGACGCUCCUCGAGCAGAACGGCGACCCAGACCUCAAGCGCGCACAGCUCUUUGCUCGAGACCGGAAGGGCUCUACCCCUCGAGUUGUCGCCUUCUUCACAGCCCACUACGACAUCCACAAGUACCUCCGGACUGCCGAGUGGCAAGUUCAGGGCAUCACUUCGCCCAGCAGUGCAAACCAACUUACCACUGCCAUUGAAAAGGGCGACCUGCCGGCAGUUCGCGCCCACUUGGACCAGGAUCCGGACUCGCUCACCUCGCUUGACGAAGACGGCCAACUACCGCUCCACGUCGCAUUACAAGAAAACCAAAAACACAUUGUCGAAUUCCUCCUUUCGCGGGGCGCGUCCGUCGAAGAGGCAGGCUACCACGGCUGGCACGCGUUACACAUUGCUGCCUCGCUGGGGAACCUGGAUCUCGUGGACCUGUGCCUCUCGCACGGCGCGGGGGUCAAUAAACGGACGAACACGAACCAAACGCCCCUGCACAAGGCCGCCUCAUCCCAUUCUAUCCCUGUCGUCCGCCGCCUGCUGUCCGCCGGCGCGAACCCCGCGGCCAUGAACGAGCGCGGCAUGACGGCUUUGCACAUCGCGGCGCACCAGAACGACAUCGCCCUCGUGCGCAUGCUCGUGCUCGAGUACGGCGGCGAGUACGGCGUCGACGUCCUGGCACGGGACCGCCAGGGCAUGACGGCCGGCAUGUGGGCCGAGAGAUCCGCGCACCUGGACGUCUCGGCUUUUCUGAGGGGCGAAGAGCGCAAGUGCAAGACGAAGAAGAGAAGCAGCGCCGCCCCCGCCGUCCAGCACCAGCAGCAGCGCACGCGCACCGAGGAGGCGAGCCCGCCACAAACACAGACAGCGGGGAGUGUUGAAAGCCUGUUGGAUUUGAAGGAUGUAAGGGACGCUUUGGGUGAGAGCAUCGCAGACGGCGGCGAUGCCGACGAUCAGGAAGAGGUCCAUAGUGCGAGAGUGAUCAAGAACGAGGACGGAAGCAAAUCUCGAGAUUACCAACUAAUAGUGAGCGAGUGA